This is a messenger RNA of Linum trigynum, 2580 nucleotides long. NCBI's taxonomy places the organism in Eukaryota, Viridiplantae, Streptophyta, Magnoliopsida, Malpighiales, Linaceae. The record is from the annotation of a GenBank genome assembly.
AUGGCGACAUCUUCGUCGUUCCAGCCGCCUCUUCCUCUCGCAGCGGCUCUCGCACCCAAUCACCCCUACUACAUCAGCUCCGGUGAUUCCUCGACGACGCAGCUCGUGUCCAUCGUGCUCACCGGGCCGAACUACCACUCUUGGGAGAGAUCCAUGCGAUUUGGCCUCCUGUCGAAGAACAAGCUCGCGUUCAUCGAUCCUGCCGUUCCGACGCCGCCGCCGGGAGAUCCUCUUUACACUGCAUGGCAGCAGUGCGACACGAUGGUGCUCGGCUGGAUCAUUCGUUCCCUCGCUCCAGAUAUCGGUCAGAGCGUCCUCUGGCUCAACUCAGCGGUCGAGGUCUGGAGAGAUCUCAGCGAGCAUUUCAGCAUCACCGAUCUUGUUCGCAUCGCCGACCUACAGGAUGAGGUCUUCACUCUUAAGCAAGGCAGUAUGUCUGUGAGUGAGUUUUUUACCAAGCUUAGGGUUCUUUGGGACGAGUUGAUGACAUAUCUUCCGAUUAGGUCUUGCUCAUGCGUUCCUAAGUGUUCUUGUGCUGAAUAUGCGAGGUCUGAUAAGAUUAUUAGGUUCUUGAGAGGUCUUGGUGAGGAUUUUGAGUCUGCUCGUUCCUCGAUCUUGUUGAUGGAUCCUCUUCCUCCUAUCAACAAGGUUUUCUCCACGAUUGUUCAGUUUGAGCGUCAGAAUAGGAUCUCUACCACUGUUAGCUCUAAUCCUUUGGCUUGUGCAGUCCAGAACAAUCAGUAUAAGGGCCAUAAUCAGUCUAAGCGUCCUGUAUGUUCUUUUUGUGGAUUAACUGGUCAUACCAUAGAUAAGUGCUUCAAGAAGCAUGGUUAUCCCCCUGGUUACAAAGGGAAGUCUAGGGUUAAUGCUGUUGUUAGUGAGUCUACUGAUGGUUCUGUUUCUGUUGAGAACGGGAGUCAUACUUCCGAUUCCAUUGUCCUCACACAGCAGCAGUACCGGGCUUUGGUUGCUCAGCAACUCUCAGUGAGUCAGCCACCUUCUGCCUCUGUCCCUCAUGUCCCAGUGGCCAAUGCUUUUACAACUGGAGGUGCUACUGUUGAUCCUGCUGCACCUUCCUCCUCUGGAGCCAUGGAUUUGGAGAUAGAUGCUCUUCUUCGAACUAAUACAUUCAUAGUCGUGCCAAAGCCACCAGAUGUAAAACCCAUUGGCAACAAAUGGGUUUACAAGGUAAAGUUUCAUUCUGAUGGAACAGUUGAGCGUGAAAAAGCUCGACUUGUUGCCAAAGGAUACACUCAAACCCCAGGCAUAGAUUACUUGGAUACAUUCUCUCCUGUAGCCAAGUUAUCUACUGUCCGAUCUCUGCUUGCCUUAGCCUCCAUAAAGGGUUGGCAUUUACAUCAACUAGAUGCAAAUAACGCCUUCCUUCAUGGAGAUUUAGUUGAGGAUGUUUAUAUGAAACUGCCAUUAGGACUCAAAAUACCUGGUGACACUUCUAAUUUGGUUUGCAAAUUAAACAAAUCACUCUAUGGCCUUAAACAAGCCAGUAGACAAUGGAAUCAUAAACUCACAGAAUUUCUUUUACAGUCUGGUUACACUCAAUCAAAGGCUGAUUACUCUUUGUUUACCAAACGACAAGAUGGUCUGUUUCUUGCUGUUUUGGUUUAUGUUGACGAUAUCAUUCUAGCUGGUGAUUUUCUAAGUGAAAUAGAGUCUCUCAAACAGAAGUUAGAUGAUGCUUUUAAAAUCAAGGAUCUUGGUAACCUUAAAUAUUUUCUCGGUCUUGAAAUAGCUAGAAAUGAAACUGGGAUAUCAAUCUGUCAACGCAAGUAUGUGCUAGAUCUAUUAAAUGAUUCUGGUUUGCUUGGUGCCAAACCUGUGGCUACCCCUUGUAAUCCAGGUGUUAGGCUUUCAAUUAAAUCUGGUGUUCCUUUAGAAGAUUCUUCUGUUUACAGAAGAUUAGUUGGUCGUUUAUUGUGCCUAUGCAAUACACGCCCUGACAUUGCUUUUGCUGUCCAUCAAUUGACUCAGUUUAUGAAUGCCCCGACUGAUGUUCAUAUGGCAGCAGCCCAUAGAGUCUUACAUUAUCUGAAAGGUUCUUCUGGUCGUGGUUUAUUUUUUCCAUCAAAUACUGAUCUAACACUUAAAGCCUUUUCUGAUAGUGACUGGGCAGGUUGUCCUGAUUCCAGAAGGUCUACAACAGGUUUUUGUGUUUUUCUAGGUGGUUCCCUGAUCUCUUGGCAUUCCAAGAAGCAACAGACCAUCUCUCAAUCAUCAACCGAGGCUGAGUAUCGAGCCAUGGCUGAUCUUACUUGUGAAAUUCAGUGGUUCAAUUACUUAUUUGCAGAUUUAGGGAUUUUAUUCAAUAAGCCUACUGCCAUGUUUUCUGAUAGUCAAUCUGCUAUUAGAAUAGCUGAGAACCCCGUUGCUCAUGAGCGCACUAAGCACAUUGAGUUAGAUUGCCAUUUGACAAGGGAUAAACUUGCUUCUGGAUUGAUUAAACUCUUACAUGUUUUGACUUCUGACCAGAUUGCUGACCUGUUUACCAAAUCUUUGCCCACUGCUGUGUUUUCAGAUCUUGUGUCCAAGCUGGGCACUCUUGACAUACAUGCUCCAGCUUGA